AUGCCAAUGGUCAAGAAUCUCGAGGAUUAUCAUCAAGAAUUGAUGAACAUUGCCAAAGAAUCCAACCAACUUGCCUAUAGGAAUUACUCGGCUGAUGAAGUUGAAAAGCUACAACAAAGACUUCGUCAUAUUGAUUCUGCUUACAAUGAAGGCGCCUUUCGAUGCGGCGAAAUGACCUCGUCAACAGCAAGUCGUUACGAAGAAGAAGGUUUGGCUCAAGUCACCGAUGAACUUGAAAAGGUUCACAAUACCCUCCAUCCUUUUUUAGGCCUUUUAGUAAGCUAUCUACUUGUUUACACCGCUAUACCCAUAUCAGCUCUUGCUGUCGCAAAGCAACAUCCUACAAAUGUUUCUCAUUUGGUCGAUCCAAACGAAGGUCUCUACGCUGCUUCCACUGAAUUCGAGCAUGACGGAAAUACUCAUCCACCCCACACUGAGAACAACCAUCUGAAUAGUACCGAAGAUGGUAGCAAUCAAAUAGCGCAACCAACCGCCUCUAUUAUGGAUAAAAUUAAUCAAGUGAUUCGGUUUGGCCCUGUUGCUGUUGAUCAACACAGAGAAAAUGCUGGGCCACCCCAAGAAAUAGAGCCUUAUCUUAUCAAAAAUGAUAAUGAGACGGAAGCCAUAAUGGAUCCUACUACGGUUGACUCGGUGUCGACGGGUAGUGCAUCCAUUGGAGUUGGAGAGACUCCGGCUACUGUCACCAGUCAUGCGCCUGUGCCCAAGAUGACUAACUGUAAGACUCAUGGUCAGGUCGCUUUAACCUACAGUGAAGGACCAAGUGAUGUAACUGCCAAGAUAGCUCGUGAACUCAAGAAUGCAGAUGCUCAUGCUACUUUCUUUGUCAAUGCCACCUGGCUUCACGCUCAACAAUACGCUAUGGUAGUUCAAAACCUUUAUAACGCAGGACAUCUCAUAGGUAUGACUUACCGUGUUCCCAACGAUGACCAUACUGCGCUCUCAGAUGAAGAGUUACGUGACGAUAUUAUUAAGAAUGCCGAAAUUAUUGAAAAGGUGAUUCAAGUGGGUGCGCCUAAAUACGUUCGCUUACAUUACACUGAAGUGGAAGAUACACGAACCGAAAAUAUAUUGAACCAAAUGGGUUUUGUGGUGGUUGGGUAUAAUCUUGAUAGUCAAGAUUACAUUAAAAAGGAAGUAACUGGCCCUAAUUCGAUCCAACAGGCGUAUGCAGAUAUGUUCAGAAAGUAUAAGGAUACUUAUGAUGUGAAAGGCUCUUUCAUCUCUAUCCAAUAUGAUUUGCCGUAUACACGAUCGUUAAGUGCGGCUCCUUACGUGAUCAAUACCAUUGAUAAAGAAGGAUAUACAAUGGUUCGACUCGAUGGUUGUUUAAAUGAUCCUGCACCUUACAAAGAAUCUGCUGCCAGCUCUGAGUAUGUUACAGACAAAUUCUCAUUUGGACAACCAGAGUAUCAUCAAGGACAAAAGGCUGUCGUCAUACAAGAGGUCUCUGAUCCCAUGGAGGAGGAUGAAAAUGAUAUGAUUCACGAAGAUGACUUCCAUAUACAAAGUUUUUUUGAAGGCAAAGCCUACAGUGUGAUAAAAUCAGCGGGUUCUGCUAUAUGGAUUACCACACUAUUAUUGAUCGUACUAUUCUAA
Mycotypha africana is the source of this 1617-nucleotide messenger RNA. RefSeq lists its product as uncharacterized. Lineage: Eukaryota; Fungi; Mucoromycota; Mucoromycetes; Mucorales; Mycotyphaceae. Gene Ontology annotation, molecular function: hydrolase activity, acting on carbon-nitrogen (but not peptide) bonds. The coding region runs from base 1 to 1617 and encodes 538 amino acids. The record is from RefSeq and is a predicted model, not a curated record. Gene Ontology annotation, biological process: carbohydrate metabolic process. The transcript has 5 exons.